Molecule: messenger RNA, 3939 nt
Organism: Phytophthora sojae
Lineage: Eukaryota; Oomycota; Peronosporomycetes; Peronosporales; Peronosporaceae
Exons: 1
Coding region: 2097-3452 (451 amino acids)
Biological process (GO): lipid metabolic process
Source: RefSeq, a predicted model, not a curated record
CGAUAGACCUGAGUAUGUCGCAAGAACCCAGCAAAAUUUGCAUUGCUCUCCACAGAGGUGAGCACUUGCCCCAGGGUCAAGAGGGUCAUGGGAAGCCGCUUGGUCACAUAAUACGAGGAAUUGGCGAUUGAAUCCGGUGCAAUGACGCCCAAAUCCGUCCCUGCAAACAUGGGCAACACAACCAGACUUGACAUCUUCGUACACAGGAAAUGUGCUAUGGUUUCCACGAGUUCGCGCAGGAUUGACGUGCCGGCAUUUGCUCCAGAGGUCCUUAGUUUUUCAAUCUUUUGGUAGUCAUCGAUGCCAACAAAGAUGCACUGCAUCCUUUGUACUUGCACGCUCUGACGCAACUUGCGCUCGAUAAUUUUAAUGCAGUUACGAAAAGUCAGCUGACUUCCAUUACAAGGUAGCCGUGACUCGAACCACGUGACGAAAUCAAACGCGCAGUUAUUGUCCAGAAAAAAACGAUACAAAAGCCGCCACGAGAAAGACGCCUCAAUCGGCAUCGACCGCUCGACUGGUAUUGGCUUAUAUCCAUUGUAGUACGGAACAAUCAGGCGAAUAACGUACUUGGGGUCCACUUUCAUCUCUUCAAGAAUCGUGCCACUUUCCUCCAGCAUACGCGUUUUCCCCAAACCCGAAAUUCCAGAGCAAACAGGUAUAGGACGGUGUGUGCGGUCUGAGCCUGUACCACGAUUAGCCUCGAUGAUUCGGUUGAAGCAAUCCGCUGCGGUCUUAAUUGCCUCUUCUCUUCCAACCAAUCGAAACUGUAAACUUUCGGCACCUAAAAUGUUACGGUUUACCACAAUUUCUUCCUUGUUGGCCAUUUCACUUUCCAGGAACGCGAGGAGAUCAUCACACGAAGUCGUAUCCACAGCACGUCCCUUCGGCACAUCCACCCUGUCGUGCUCGACAUCUCCCCCCUUCGGAAGCACCACCAGCACGUGAACCGGGGUCCGGUAAGACUCGACCAUGUCUAUCGUGAUUUCGACCAGCACGCUCGUCUCCGUCAAUCCAUACAACUUGAGCGGUGCCCCCGCAGCUUUUAGAAGCGUCAAUCCAGCCGUACCCACCCUGUUCUCCACGUCUGCCUCAGUCAGCCACUCGCGCUCCCUCUUCGCCAAAAAGAGCUGCAGCUUGUCUGCGUCGAUGUCCUUGAGGUCGUUCGUCUUCUCCUUCUUGAUCGCCUUCUUCAAGUCGUCCACCGUGUCGCUCUCGUCCGCUCGCACCGAGAACGCGGGGCCUGCCCCACCAUCGAUCGCGCAGAAGAGCUUCAUCUUCCCUCGAGGCGGCAAGUUCUGGGAUGAAGAAAGGGAAGAGAACUCGCCAUCGUACCUAAACGGGAUCUGCCCUUCCGGAAUGUAUUUUCGGCCAAUAAAACUCGUUGUCAAAUUGAUUGUUGACGACUCAGCUGAGCCCACGUCGUCGGUGCCGCCGCCGUCGCCCGACUCCCCGGCGCUGUCGUUGUCUCCGUCGUCGUCGCUGCUGGCCAAGCUGGCGAGGCGCUACCGCCGCAAUCACAUGUUCGCCAUCUACCAGAGCGUGGGCUGGACGCUGUACGCGCUGUUCGUGGCGCUGCAGCUCGUGUGCUUCGGGUCCGACGGCGUGCGCGGUCUGCCGUUCUGCCGACCGGGGAGCCGCUCGGUGCAGGCGGUGGCGGCGUUCAUCGCCGAGGUGCUCAUCAUCUCGUCGGUGCUGACGCUCGAGAAGCGUCGGGACCGCAACCGUCAGCGUCGGAAGGACCGGUUCGUGGUGCAGCUGAACAACUUCAACAACAUGCUGCUGCUGGUGGGCGCGACGCUGUUGGCUUUGGCGUCCGAGUACACGCGCAUGUUCCCGCAUCCAUCGGGCAGCAGCGUGGGGUAUCCGAUGGCGACGGGACUGGGUUCACUUGCGCUAUUCGUGACAGCGCUCUUCAACACGUACGGUCUGGGCGGUGUGCUAUCCACGAAGGACGGCUGGAACUUCUAUCAGCCGGUCAUGGCUUCGUAUUGUUCCAGAUCGUGUCGUGGUCCUGCUUCGCCGCUGGAAUAGGGUUGCAAUUGCUGUACUUGCUCUCGUUGGUGGUUGUGGAGCUGGAGCUGUUCGUGGGGAUCAUGGCCGUGGCAGGGUUCCUGUUCGUGGUGGCGGAGAUCGACAUGAUGGUGUCGUUGCUGGUGUUCAGGAAGUCUUCAGGUGGUGCCGGUCGUGGUUCUGAGCUUUUGAAUGAGGCAGACGCCUGCAUUGAUGACGAUGAACAGGCUGCAGCGAAGUCAUCACACUUCCACAAGCGCCUGCAUCGAUUCGCUGGUGACUGCCGUGGAGUACUGGUUAUCGGGGGACUGGUCAACAACUUUCUCAUCCCGAACGCCACAGUAUUCUUGCUUUUCGCGAUAACAACGAACUUGGGUCGGUACGAUGUGGCUCUGUACGGCUUUUUGGCGUGGGCCGUCGAGGCAGCGAUGAUGACAGCUCGCUCAAUCUCGACCGUCCUGUACUUGAAAGACUCCCACAAUGGUCUGCGGAAGGAGGUGAAUCGAUGGGAUGUCAAGUAUGUGCUGCCCCAGAUCGUCACGGGCUGCCUUCCAGCUGUAGCCACGUAUCGCCACUACAUUUACGACAUGGAGGCGUUCGUCCCUGUACUUAUUGUCUCAAUCGCAGCAUACUGCUACGAGUUCACGUUCUUUGGCGACCCGCAAGAAACGGGAUGUCGCCAACGCGCUAGCUGGAUGAACGGGCACAGCUUUCUCAUCGAGACUACCAAGCGAUACUUCAGUGGGAACAUCAUUCGGAUGGCACCUUUGGACCCGAAGAAGCAGUACGUCUUGGGCUUCCACCCUCACGGAAUAACCCCCAUUUCGGUCAUGUGGCUUCAGUUCAACGCACAAUGGCGAAAACUGUUCCCGAACUUCUACGCGCACAUUCUGACGGCCAGUGUCAUGCACAAGCUGCCUCUUUCGCGAGACCUUCUUCAGUUUUUGGGCUCGCGCGAGGUUUCUCGACAAGCUUUCACGUACACAUUACAACAGAAGGAAAGCGUGCUGAUCGUACCCGGUGGCCAAGCCGAAAUGCUGGAGCAACAUUCAGGCAGGAACGAGGUGCGCGUCUACACUCAUCACAAGGGUUUCAUUCGCCUCGCCAUCCAGCACGGAGCGCCUUUGGUCCCUGUUCUCAGCUUCAACGAGGGCGAGAUGCUGGAUAACGUCGAAGCGCCGGCGCUACAGCGAUGGUCCGUGAAGAAGUUCGCGGUCCCGUUCCCGUUCUUCCCGUACGGCCGUGGUCUGCUACCGAUUCCACGCAAAGUGCACAUUCCUAUCGUGGUAGGCGAGCCUCUUGAAGUGCCGCAUAUCCCGAAUCCUUCAAAGGAGGACAUUGAAAAGGUGCACAGCAAAUACUUUGCAGCACUUGAGCAAAUGUUCGAGAGAUACAAAGACGAAGUCGGUUGUGGUGACUACAAGAUUGUCUUCAUAUAGAGACACCACAGACAAAUUUUACAAGCAAAAAUGACAUUACCCCACUUGCCUUUGUCCCGCCCAGCUUUAGUGCAGCCUGCGGAUUCCUGCCACCCUUGUCUACGGUUUGAACAGGCCAGCAAGAGCUUCAAAGCGACCGCGACGGUGGGUCUGUUCUGGGAAUUGCUUCCACGCUGCCUCCACCUUGCCCAACACCUUUGAGAGGUCCGACGGCACGGGCCGUUUGAACUGCUCUUCGUAUUGGUGCCAGAUGUUGGGAGGCACGAGCGCUGCAUACGCGAGCAGGAUGCAAGCUCGCCACUUGCUCAGGCUCUUUUCCCAUGAAGCAAAGAUCGUCUUAUCCCCCGGAGCCUCGCAAGCGCGUCCAGAAACUUCUUGAACUUCUUCGUAGGUCGACUCAAACGCCGCUUCACACGACACUGCGUUGUAGAAGGCAGCAUCGAACGGCGGGAGCGAGGAAUUCCAGCCCGUGAGUGCCGUCUUCAAA